AGAUCCAGCGGAACCAAACUGACACGGACCCGCUAACGGCAGCGUGCUAACAGGUUAGCCGGGACAGCAAGAGGAGGACUGUUUAUGGAAUAGGGUUAAAAUCCUGAGGGUUUUUUUGUAUUUUAUUUUACUUUAACCACAAAUUUAUUUAAGUAUGCCAAGCAAAAAGAAGAAAUAUAACGCCAGAUUCCCUCCGGCGAGGAUCAAGAAGAUCAUGCAGACAGAUGAAGAAAUAGGCAAAGUGGCUGCAGCAGUCCCUGUUAUUAUCUCGAGAGCUCUGGAGCUCUUUCUGGAGUCAUUGCUUACGAAGGCCUGCCACGUCACCCAGUCCAGGAACGCAAAGACGAUGACGACAUCGCAUCUAAAGCAAUGUAUCGAGCUGGAGCAACAGUUUGACUUUUUAAAAGACCUGGUGGCAACGGUCCCGGACAUGCAAGGCGAGGGGGAGGAGAACCACAAUGAGGGGGCAGGAGAAAAGGUCCCACGCAGGGGCCGAAAGCCAGGAUCCGGUCGCAAGAACGGGGGAGCUGGCUCCAAAGGGAAGGACAAGAAGUUGUCAGGAACCGAGUCGGAGCAAGAGGAGGACUCCGAAGACAGCGAGACAGACGGGGACGAGGACGACGGCUCUCAGUCAAGCACAAACCAGCAGGCCACGUCCAUGUUCCACAGCUCAAACCCCCCCUCCCAGUUGGUGCACAUGGGCAACAUGGUGCCGGCAGCCAUCUUGCCUCCAGCACAGGCCCCGAGCACCGUGGCCUUCGCUCCUCAUCCUUCCAUGGUGAGCAUCGCGCCGCCCCCCCCAGCGCCCGUGCCGCACAAAAACGAGGACGACGACGACGAAGACUACGACUCUUAGCUGCCCCGGACUUCCUCUCUUUAUUUCUCCCUCACACAGACGCGUCUUUCAGCAUUAUUUUCCCAUUCUUAAGUUGACUCUUUGGCGGCUGCUCCAGCAGUGAAGAGAACUCCUCUUCAUCACAGCCAACCGGCAGAAAAGCUGUAAGAAACAAAACUUGUUGUAUAUUAGGUGUUUUAAUUUUU
This is a messenger RNA of Cyprinodon tularosa, 1041 nucleotides long. It is a transcript of the gene drap1, whose product is annotated as DR1-associated protein 1 (negative cofactor 2 alpha). The record is from RefSeq and is a predicted model, not a curated record. The transcript is spliced from 7 exons. Lineage: Eukaryota; Metazoa; Chordata; Actinopteri; Cyprinodontiformes; Cyprinodontidae. Gene Ontology annotation, cellular component: negative cofactor 2 complex; nucleus. Gene Ontology annotation, molecular function: RNA polymerase II general transcription initiation factor activity; protein heterodimerization activity; transcription coactivator activity. Gene Ontology annotation, biological process: negative regulation of transcription by RNA polymerase II; positive regulation of transcription by RNA polymerase II; transcription by RNA polymerase II. The coding region runs from base 155 to 856 and encodes 233 amino acids.